CGUCGGCAUAUUGGCUUACUCUUGGGCCCCACAUAAGGGACAAUCCGAUUGUUGGCUCGACCUGGUCUGCAAAUUUAGCAAUUCAAAAGAAAAAGAGAAAUAUGGAAGCGCGUCCUAUGUGUCGAGUUUUAAUUGGGGUGGUCUAAGAAUGACGUGGUGUGCCACGUACUGCUAACAAACUUCUCGUGGAGCCCACAUGUCAGCUUCACAGUGGCGGCAGGGUUACGGUGAGGAAUUUUUGCUCCAGUGGAGCAGAAGCCGAGGAGGGGCUGCAGCGUGAGGUGCCUAUUUGGUGGAGGUCUGAUAGAAAAUGACGCGCUACCCUUCAGUUCAAGGGGAGGAGACUCGUCAAAUGGUAAGCUUACCUCUUUUCGUUCCUGCGGUGUUGGCUCUUAAUCUAUUUAAAUAAUAUUUAAUUCUAAAUUUUUUUAAAAAAAAACUUGUAACGAAAUUGGUAAUAAAUGAAUAACUUGUGGACGGAUGUGAUAAACGAAAGCGGGGUGUAAACGCCGCCGGCCACAAGGAAGGUUGCAAAAAAGAUAAUAGGUAUGCUAUGCAUCUCAUUAUUUUAUUAAUAUAUGAAUGUAAUGGUGUAAGACGCAAGAGAUGUGUAGAUAGUAAUUUCUAAAGGGGCAAAAAAAAAAAAAACUGAAAGAUUAUUACUCUUCUGUGGCCUAAAAAAUAUCACUAAUAAUAAAUAUUAAAAAAUAAUAAAUAAAAAUAAAUAAUUUUUUUAAAACAAAAUAAUAAGUAGAUGCCAUUGCAAAUUUUGCAACUAGCCCCAGUUCGUUUUCCCCGACUCUUCUUCUCUUCCUAAACCAUUCCUAAUCUCUCUCUCUCUCUCGUACACCCGCCCAAGAUCAAACGUUAGACCCCUAAAACCCAAAAAGAGGAGAGGAGAGAAAAAAAAGAAAAAAAAAGAAAAAAAGGAGAAAGGAGAAAAGAGAGGUCGAUCGAUCGAUUGACCCGAUUCGUUUGGUAGAAAAAAUAGGGUUUGGGGAUGGAUCGGGGGAGGGAGAAGGAGAAGGGGAAGGGGAAGGGGUGCGAGCUGUGCCCGGGGACGGCGCGGAUGUACUGCGAGUCGGACGAGGCGAUGCUGUGCUGGGAAUGCGACGCGCGGGUGCACGGCGCCAAUUUCCUGGUGGCGCGCCACACGCGCGCCCUCCUCUGCCGCACGUGCCAGUCCCCCACCCCCUGGCGCGCCUCCGGCUCCCGCCUCGGCCCUUCCGUCUCCCUCUGCCACCGCUGCUCCCCCCACUCCCACUCCCAAUCCCCCGCCGAUGAUCUCCGCCGCGGAGGAGAAGCGGGGGGACGAUCCGAGUCCGAAGCGGAGGAGGGGGAGGAGGAGCAGGACGACGACGAAGACGAUGGGGACGGAGAGGACUCGGAGGAUUCGGCGGAGGAGGAGGAGGGGGACAACCAGGUGGUGCCGUGGUCGCCGCCGCCGCCGCCGACGACGACGACGACGAGCUCGUCGAGUAGCGAGGAGGAGGAGGAGGAGGCGGAGGAGUCGAGUAGGGCCGAGAUCGGGGCCGGGAGCGGCGGAGGAAGUGGAUCUUCGUUGAAAAGGAUGCGCGAUAAUGCCGAUCUCGUCUCCCACCCCCAGGAUGACCUUCCCUCUUCGUCGUUGCAGCUGAGCCGGUUCCAAUCAGCUCAGCCGCCGCCGCUCUCUGGUCGCGCCUCUGCUGCUGACGAUGACGACGACGAGGCCACAUCCGGCCGCGGCGGCGGCGGCGGCGGCGGCGGCGGCAGUAACAGUGCCGGCUUUCGGCUUCCCAAGGAUCGGAGGAGAUUACCGGGCCAUCUAGUCAGGUUGGAUCCGGCUCAACCGACCGGCUCAACCCGGAGAUCCCAGCCAACAACGGCCGGUGAGCCAUGCGGCCCGAGCCGAGCCACCAUCGCAACAAUUGACUUUGUUCAAGCAACCUAAGCAGACACCGAAACUACAGAAUGAUUAGUCCUAACUCAACAUUUGUCAUGGUGGAUGAGUCCAGUUAAUUGAUUCCGUGUGGGAGUUGUAUGUGCACAUAACAGCAUCGGAUGCAGAUCAAAAACUCCCUCUUGGGAUUGAUCUUUUUGUUUAAAUUGCUUGGAAACUAUUGCUUGGUAGGCAUUGCUUGUGAUUGUAUACCCAUCUUUGAUGGAAUGGAUUUUUCGGUUGAUCGCUGCGUUCUCCUUUUUCU
Ananas comosus (pineapple) is the source of this 2183-nucleotide messenger RNA. Its product is annotated as zinc finger protein CONSTANS-LIKE 4-like. The coding region runs from base 1001 to 1930 and encodes 309 amino acids. The record is from RefSeq and is a predicted model, not a curated record. Lineage: Eukaryota; Viridiplantae; Streptophyta; Magnoliopsida; Poales; Bromeliaceae. Gene Ontology annotation, molecular function: zinc ion binding. The transcript is spliced from 4 exons.